AUGAAUUUAUUGGAUCUCCUUUCCGACGACAAUCCAGCCGAUACCGGUACUGGGCAGGUGGAUAUGCAGCAUUAUCUCGAUAACGUCGGCUCUGAAUUUAGACCCGAGCACAGCCAAACGUACCAAAAUCAACCAGAACAGCAAAUAUCAGGGUUAUCAGGACCAACCGCCGACAAUGUUAUUUACCUACCAUCGAUGAUGUCGAAUUUGCAGAAGGAUGUGUGUGAACUUAUCGUUCAGAUCUUUCGCAAAGGGCUCGAGCAGGAGCUCCAGCGAAGCAAGAACAGAGCUUCCAUAAGCAACCUUUCGAAUGGUGAUGAUGAUUUACCUGGGGGUAUGGGUGCCGGUGAUGUCCGUGAGUCUAGGGCUAGACUUAUCAACCUUAUGUUCGAGCAGCUACGUAAGGUGUCCAUGCACCCCUCGCUACUAGUGGACCAUUUUAUUCCUAAACGCUGGCUUUUACUGGAAGUUAACGAGCGUCUUUUGAAUCUUUCCGGUAAACUGGCGCUUUUCGAUAGAAUCAUCGAACUACUCUGUGAUAGCUAUGGUGAAGACGACAAACCAAAGAAUGAUUUUAACGUGCUCGUCAUGGCGGAAACAGUCAAGGAGCUCGAGUGGAUUGAGGGAACCAUCAUCGGAAAGAAAAUCAACUACAAAAAUCUUAAUACAAGGAAAUUAUACGAUAUGGACGAAGCAUCAAGAGAUACUGGAGACGAGUUUACCGAGGAUGAAUUGUUCGCAGCAGACAACAGAAACAAGAGAAAAUACUACUCCAGGCGGCGCAAGGUGAUGGCAGAAAAGAGUCGGAGGCCCGGCGUGGUUUUACAUUUGGCCACCUCCAGACACAUGUACGAGAGUUACGCAUCCAGCGUUCAGUUUGACCUAAUCUUUUCAUUCGACUCGCAUCCGGAUCUUCAGAGUGCCAGCAUGCAACUCAUAAGGGGAAACAAUCAAGCUCUGUCAGUGUCUUUGCAGGCAAGGCAAUACAAGACCCCGAUCAUAAUCCCAAUACCAAUAUACUCCGUGGAGCACUUCUCGUUAGUAUUGCCUCGUCCUGAGCUCGAGUUUGAUUUGACCAGUGGACCGGAUCCACAGAUCAACUGGAAGCUCAAGGUGAUCAGCGCUUUCGUGGCCAACAGACAUCGAUUGUAUGAACGUGACGACAGAGACUUUUACGUGGAACACUUUGGUGACAAUUACGUGGAUCUUAGAGGCUGGCUUAUGAGAUGGUGGGAGGUUCCUCCACCUGCGUCUGCUAGUCUACUUGAAAAUAGCAAGGCCUCUCUUCUGCUUCAUCCUUCUGAAGAGAAGCUUCUCAAACGACUCCUGGAGAAUUUCACCGACCACCUCAAAGCGGUAUUCAGCUUAGAAAAGCACAAGUUUAAGUUUGAGAACCCCAGCACCGAAAGUGUGGAGGAGAUUAUCACAGAUUUUGACACCUUUAAGAAGAAGUUCGCCGAGGCUCUCAAUUACAGAACUGAGCUUGUGGAAACCACCGUUCGUCGCGGUCUUCAUGAAGUUCUUCCCGAAUAUAAAAAGGCGGAGACCGAAAGACAAACCGAUAUUGACGCUUGCGAGGACCAAAUGGGAGAGAGGUAUCGGAAAUUACGGAAACUCAACGAGGAAGCGAGUAUCGUUGAUAGAAAGCAUAACCGAGCCGAAGCCGAGCAUUCGAAAACGGAAGCUACACACACGGAAACAAAGGAAAUGCUUAAGCACCUUGAAGAUGUGCUUAGGGAAAAAAGUGACGAAGACAUCAAGAAGCUUGUUGAGGAGCAGUCCAAGAUAAUUUCGCAAUUGGGCGAUGAAAAGGAGAGGCUAGACAAAGAAUUAGAAAAGGCGGUCGAGGAAGGUGAAUCCCUUCGUGGUGAGUACCAGACAAAAUCGAGCGAGGCAGUCAAUUCCAGCUUGAGUCUCAGCACAGCACAAGCGAAGAAAGACACACUCAACGGAACAUUGAAUGGUCCUGGCAUGCACAUUCUCCCAUCCUUGAGAAGGCAAUACGAGCAAAUCAGCUACGAUACCAAAUACAACCGUUUGCAUAAGGAAAACGCGUUUCUCAAACUGCUAUUCCUGUCGUAUUUGGACAAAAUGGUCAAGGAGCGGAGGGCGGUUGUUGACAGCACAGCCGCUGGGCUGAGUAACAUGGUGGCUACCGAACAGGCGUAUCUCAAAGCAAAAAUGUUCGGCCAGCCUUAUGUGCCCAAAGAUUUUCGAGAGUUGAUUUUUGUAACUGAUAUCCAUGCCAGACGAUUUGCCAUUACCGCUAAGUCCAAGUUCUUGGAACACUACUUCUCGGAUAUUAGCGCUCCUUGGGGAUACUUGGCUUUGAUCAGAGACGUUCUUGUUGUUUUCUGGGUAUACACUGUUUUGCACAAGCUUGUGCUCAACUUGUAUGGCUAUGGUCCGAUCGGAUGCCUCAAGAAGGUCUAUCGUGCCAUCUCCAAGUGGUUCUUUGGAAUCGUUAUGUCGCUUCCUCCCAUUAAGUCCAAAGUUGAUAAGGAAUUGAGUGAAACCCAGGCCAAAAUGGAGGAGAUGAUCAUGAAGAACGACGAUUCCUUGCUUCAGUUCCCGGUAUUGCCGACCGCAGGCUUGCAUCAAGAUGUCGUCGUGCAAGAGGUGUCGCUUACUGAAAAGGCACUUACAGUGGAUGACUGGCACGAUGGUAAGUAUACCGGAGGUGUGUAUCACGGUGGCGAUGAAUUGCUUAAGUUGCAAUCCAAGGCUUACGAAAUCUACAGCGUUGCAAACCAACUUCACCCGGACAUCUUCCCUGGAAUUCGUAAGAUGGAGGCUGAAGUGGUAUCAAUGAUCUUGAAGUUGUUCAAUGCCCCUGAGACUGGCUGUGGAUGCUCUGCUUCCGGUGGUACCGAGUCUCUUUUGCUUACAGGUUUGGCAGCCCGUGAAAUAGGACGCAGGAAGAAGGGCAUCACUGCUCCAGAAGUUAUCGCUCCCGUUACUGUUCAUGCUGGUAUAGACAAGGCUUGUUACUACUUUGGCAUGAAGCUUCACAAAGUGGAGCUCGACCCAGUCACUUACCAGGUCGACACCAAUAAAGUGAAGAGAUUGAUCAACCGUAACACUGUUUUGCUCGUCGGUUCUGCACCAAACUAUCCUCACGGAAUUAUUGAUGAUAUUGAGGCUUUGUCGGACCUUGCUGUCAAGUACAACAUUCCUCUUCAUGUCGAUGCGUGCUUGGGCUCGUUCAUUGUCACUUUCUUGGAGAAGUCAGGUGUUCACGGCGACAAAAAGCUUCCUUUGUUUGACUUUAGAUUGCCUGGCGUUACUUCCAUCUCUUGCGAUACCCACAAGUAUGGCUUUGCACCCAAAGGAUCCUCCGUUAUCAUGUACAGAAACCCUGAGCUUCGAAAGCAUCAGUACUACGUCGCAAGUGAUUGGACUGGUGGUUUGUACGGCUCGCCUACUCUUGCUGGCUCGAGACCAGGUGCUUUGAUGGCAGGCUGUUGGGCUACAAUGGUGCAUAUCGGAGAGACCGGAUAUGCUGAGUCGUGCAAAGACAUUGUCGGUGCUGGCAUCAAACUUAGAAACGCUUUGGUUGAAAACGAGACACUCCACGAGCACCUAGAGCUUCUUGGUGACCCAAUUGCCUCUGUUAUUGCCUUCAAGGCUAAGAACCCUAACAAGGUUGAUAUCUACUCCAUAGGCGAUCUCAUGGGUAAGAAAGGGUGGCAUUUUGCAACAUUGCAAAACCCUGCAGCUUUGCAUUUUGCUUUUACGCGUCUUACUGUGCCCGUGACCGACGACUUAAUCAGCGACCUCGUUGACACUAUUAAGGAAGUUGCAAACUCUGACACCAAGGCUCCUCCUGGUGACACUGCUGCCAUGUACGGUGUGGCAGGCAACGUCUCUACUGCGGGUGUUGCUGAUCGCUUGAUCGAGACAUUCCUUGAUGCCUUAUAUAAACUUUAG
Candidozyma duobushaemuli is the source of this 3930-nucleotide messenger RNA. RefSeq lists its product as uncharacterized. The transcript is spliced from 2 exons. The record is from RefSeq and is a predicted model, not a curated record. NCBI's taxonomy places the organism in Eukaryota, Fungi, Ascomycota, Pichiomycetes, Serinales, Metschnikowiaceae. Bases 1 to 3930 code for a protein of 1309 amino acids. Gene Ontology annotation, biological process: sphingolipid catabolic process; carboxylic acid metabolic process. Gene Ontology annotation, cellular component: HDA1 complex; endoplasmic reticulum. Gene Ontology annotation, molecular function: sphinganine-1-phosphate aldolase activity; pyridoxal phosphate binding.